CUCAGUAUAGGUCGCCAUCAUGGUGAACCAGGUUCAGCGAGGGGACGGUAGCUGGCAGCCGUGCAAGAGCGACUCCAGCGGGGCGAGCAACAGCGGCGGGGAGAGCUCCCGGGAGAGCUCCCGGAGCUCCACGCCGGUGCUGGACGCCGACCGCUCGGACCGGCUGCGGGACAAGAUGCGGAGGAGGAUGGAGUCCGGAGACCGCUGGUUCUCUCUGGAGUUCUUCCCUCCGCGCACGGCCAGUGGAGCUGUCAACCUCAUCUCCAGGUUUGACCGUAUGGGCACCGGUGGGCCCCUCUUCAUUGACAUCACCUGGCAUCCGGCAGGGGACCCGGGGUCCGAUAAGGAAACCUCGUCUAUGAUGAUCGCCAGCACAGCGGUCAAUUAUUGUGGCCUGGAGAGCAUCCUCCACCUGACCUGCUGCAACCAGUCCAAAGAGAAGAUCACCGGCUACCUGGCCAAAGCAAAGCACCUGGGCCUCAAGAACAUCAUGGCACUAAGGGGAGACCCAAUAGGAGCAGACUGGGAGGAAGAGGAGGGAGGCUUCAACUACGCCACCGAUCUUGUUAAACAUAUCCAAUCAGAGUUUGAUGACUACUUUGACAUUUGUGUUGCAGGAUACCCCACAGGCCACCCUGAGGCAGAGAGCUACGAGGAGGAUCUCCGACACCUGAAGGAGAAGGUGGAUGCUGGAGCAGACUUCAUCAUCACCCAGCUGUUCUUCAGGGCAGACACUUUCCUGAAGUUCCUGGAUGACUGUAGGGCGAUCGGCAUCACAUGUCCCAUCCUACCUGGAAUCUUUCCCAUCCAGGGAUACCAGUCUCUGCGUCAGCUCGUAAAGCUGUCGAAGCUCGAAGUACCAGAGGAGAUCACCAAAGUCAUCGAGCCCAUCAAAGACAACGAUGCCGCUAUCCGUAACUACGGGAUCCAGCACGCAGUGGAGAUGUGCCGUGUGCUGCUGGACAGUGGCAAAGUACCAGGCCUCCACUUCUACACGCUGAACCGAGAGAUCGCCAUCAUGGAGGUGCUCCGGCAGCUGGGCCUGUGGAUAGAGGACCCCAGGCGGCCUCUCCCCUGGGCAGUGAGCGCCAAUCCCAAACGGAAGGUAGAAGAUGUACGACCCAUCUUCUGGGCCUCCAGGCCCAAGAGCUACAUCUACAGAACCCAGGACUGGGACGAGUUCCCCAACGGCAGAUGGGGAAACUCCUCGUCUCCAGCUUUUGGCGAGUUGAAUGACUACUACCUGUUCUACUUGAAGAGCAAGUCAUCCAAAGACGCGCUGCUGCAGAUGUGGGGUGAGGAGCUGAUGAAUGAGGAGAGUGUCUUUGAAGUCUUCACCUGCUACAUCACAGCCCAACCCAACCGCAGCGGACACAAGGUGAUGUGUUUGCCGUGGAACGACGAGCCUCUGGCCUCAGAGACCAACCUGCUGAAGGACGAGCUGGAGAAGGUGAACAGACGAGGAGUCCUCACUAUUAACUCCCAGCCCAACAUCAACGGCAAACCCUCCACUGACCCUAUAGCGGGCUGGGGCCCUGCAGGAGGCUACGUCUUCCAGAAGGCCUAUCUGGAGUUCUUCACCUCCAGUGAGAAUGUGAACGCUCUUCUCAAAGUACUAAAGAAGUAUGAGCCCCGUGUCAACUACCACAUAGUUAAUGUACAUGGCCAUAACCUGACCAAUGCCCCUGACAUGCAGCCUAACGCCGUGACAUGGGGGAUCUUCCCCGGCAGGGAGAUCGUCCAGCCUACUGUAGUGGACCCAGACAGCUUCAUGUAUUGGAAGGAUGAAGCUUUUGCCUUGUGGAUCGAGCAGUGGGCCAAGCUCUAUGAAGACGAGUCUCCUUCACGGAUGAUCAUCAAGUAUAUCCAUGACAACUACUUUCUGGUCAACCUGGUGGACAAUGACUUUCCUCUGGAGAGCUGUCUGUGGCAGGUCAUUGAUGAUAUGUUUGAGCUGCUCGAUGCUCCUCCAGAGCCCUUUAACGAUGGAACAGCCUCUGAAUAAGAUCCAGCUUUUCAAACCACUUUUUUAGGGACAGAAAGAACACUGUGGAAGUAUUGAUAUUUGAUGCAUUGUCUAAGUAAGAAGUGACCUUCACAAUAUUUUUUAUAGAGUUUUUAUAAAUGUUUAUGUGGAUUUAAAAUAUAGCGUGAAAUGAAAGUUUACUGUCUCACCUGAACGAAGUUGGAAACAGAAUAUUUGUGACCUCCAUGAUCAGAAGCUUCCAGCUGAUAAACUCCCCUUGUGUUCAUACAGGUUUGUGGUCAACCCAUUUCCCUUUUAUUAGGUUUCCUUAUGCACAGAUGUCUCUGAUAAACAACAAAUGAGGGGGAAACUCAUAAAAUGAAUUGUGAAAAUCUAAUAUACAUUUAAGUAUGUUUUAGUUCAUCUUCAUCUUCAGAAGACAAUAACUCAAAUGCUAUAUUUGACUUAGUUUUUGAAAUGUGUACUGUUGUGGGUGAAAACCUAGUGUAGAGAUGCAGAGAGGUGUUGUGUAUGAACUCCUUUUUCCAUGUCAUGAAGAUGCUUUGACAGUUAGUGUCACUGUGAGCUGCUGAUGACUAGUGAACCACAAACUGUUUCACUCUCUACCUGCUGCCUAAUAUUCAUAGUCUCAUCUAUAUUUAUUUGUACUGCCUACAGCAUUAAAUCGUUUUCCAAUACUG
Centropristis striata (black sea bass) is the source of this 2667-nucleotide messenger RNA. RefSeq names its product methylenetetrahydrofolate reductase (NAD(P)H) (gene mthfr). The transcript is spliced from 11 exons. Lineage: Eukaryota; Metazoa; Chordata; Actinopteri; Perciformes; Serranidae. The record is from RefSeq and is a predicted model, not a curated record. Gene Ontology annotation, biological process: tetrahydrofolate interconversion. Gene Ontology annotation, molecular function: FAD binding; methylenetetrahydrofolate reductase [NAD(P)H] activity. Gene Ontology annotation, cellular component: cytosol. Bases 20 to 2005 code for a protein of 661 amino acids.